Messenger RNA from Achroia grisella, 701 nucleotides. RefSeq names its product small ribosomal subunit protein uS10m (gene mRpS10). NCBI's taxonomy places the organism in Eukaryota, Metazoa, Arthropoda, Insecta, Lepidoptera, Pyralidae. The coding region runs from base 118 to 645 and encodes 175 amino acids. The transcript has 3 exons. The record is from RefSeq and is a predicted model, not a curated record. Gene Ontology annotation, cellular component: mitochondrial small ribosomal subunit; mitochondrion.
AUAUUAAAUUAAGCUUGAUAUAAUUAUUUAUUUUUAUUAAUUUUCAGUUAAACCCAUUUUAUUAAACCUUUUAUUAUACAGUUGAUUCUGUAUUGGUGUCUUAUAAAUACCCCUUAAAUGAUGAAUGUCGUCAAGAGGCUUUCUAGAUUAGCACCGGCUAUUCGAACUACGUUAUCGCCAAACUUAAUAGCUUUACGAUUUGCGUCCACACCAUCAAUUACUUCAAUACCAUCACAAAUAUCCAAAGAAAAUGUAUUGCCCACGAUGGAAUUGGAUAAAUUGUACAAGAGAGUGGAGCUCGAAAUGAGAGGCAUUGAUGCUGCUGUAUUGCUUAGUUACUCAUGGUUCUGUGUGGCAGCCGCAUCUCACUUGGGCAUUGAAGUCACAAAGAAUUGGGCAUUGAGAAAAGCAGAGAAGGAGAGACAUACUCUUUUAAGAUGUGUGCACAUUUACAAGAAACAUAAGGUCCAGUACGAGAUCAGAACAUACUUCAGAUUUAUACAUUUACAACGUCUAACCGGGUCUACAUGCGAUACAUAUUUAGAAUAUAUUCAAAGGAAUUUACCAGAAGGAUGUGCCUUAAAGGUCACCAAAAUUGAAUGUCAGAAAUUACCAGAUCAUAUAACACCACCCACUGUCGAGUAAUCAUAAUUGUAUUAUUAUAGUAUAGAUAUAGACAAGAAAAAUAAAAACUAAUAUGA